AUGCGUGCCGGCGCCAUCGACUACCUGAUCAAGCCGCUCGCGCUCGACAAGCUGCGCGGCACGGUUCGGCAGGCGGUGGCGAUGCGCCGGCGGCCUGCUGCCGCCGCCAUGGAGGGUCUGAUCGGCUCCAGCCCACAGAUGCAGCGUGUCCGCGACGAGAUCACGAUCUACGCGCCGGCCCACGCAUCGGUCGUGGUCUCCGGCGAGAGCGGCGUCGGCAAGGAAGUGGUAGCCCGCAACCUGCAUGAGAGCUCGCCGAUACGGCAGCCCGUGGGUCAGCUGAUCAACUGCGGCGCCAUCGCGCCGACCAUCAUCGAGUCAGAGCUUUUCGGCACCGAGCGGGGCGCCUUCACGGAUGCCACGCGCCGCCCCGGCUGCUUCGAGCGCGCCGAUCGGGGCACGCUGUUUCUCGAUGAGAUCUCCGAGAUGGGAAACGAUCUGCAGGCGACGGCCAAGCUCGAAGAGCACCACUGGCCCGGCAACGUGCGCGAGCUGCGCAACGUCAUCGAGCGCGCCAGCCUGUUGGCCGCCGCACAGCCGGCCGACCGGCGCACCGUGGACGCGAGCGCGAUCAGAGUCGGGUUCUAG
Molecule: messenger RNA, 588 nt
Organism: Geodia barretti
Lineage: Eukaryota; Metazoa; Porifera; Demospongiae; Tetractinellida; Geodiidae
Source: the annotation of a GenBank genome assembly